AGGACACCCUUCAGAAUCCCCACGGUUUUAGGUGUCAAUCUUUUGUUGCAACCCGACGAAAAGGACGACGACUCAUUUUGUGUUACUCAUCUCAUCUCAAGGAAAGCAAAAAGUUUCAAUGGAUUCCGUCUGGCAAAACAUCGUAACCGCGCUGGAAGUUGAUCCGGCAGUGGCGGACCAGUGGCUAGCGAAGCUUAAAGAGCAGUACGGCCAACCGGGCAGGCACUACCACAACGAGCAGCAAAUGUUGGCGAAAAAGUUGGAACACCUCGCUGGGGCCAGCGUUUGCCUGCAGCUGGCAACGCUCUUUCAGUACUUCCACUUUGAUGCUGGUCGGGAUUGCGCGGCGGAGAACUGUGAUGCCCUCAAGGAAUUCCUGGCCAGUGCCAGCGUAGACAAUAAAGCCUUGAUUAACAACGUCCUGCGACUGCUGGGGGAUGCAACGGUGGAAAGUUCCGAUUUGCCCGACGACGACGUUGCUUUCUUCCAGGAUUUGGACCUGUUGAUUUUAGGACACCCCCCACAAGAGUACAAGCUGUACACGGAACAGCUGCGCAAGGAAUAUCCCGAACCCGCUUCCUACAACAAGAUGCGGCUGAAGAUUCUACAGUCCUUCAGCCGGAUUCCGUUCAUUUAUGCAACGAAGGAAUUUGGAGACCGAUACGAGCAAACUGCCAGAGCUAACAUUGAGAGCGAAAUCAAGGAAUUGGAAAGCCUGUAAUACUUUGUAAUGUAACAAGUAAUUUAGCACACAUGCGUGUGGAAUAUGCACUGUUUAUCGAAUAUAGCGAAAUAAUAAACAAUAUUGAAUUGAUUGAUAAAUAUAUUGACGUGACCUUGAGAA
Molecule: messenger RNA, 844 nt
Organism: Culex quinquefasciatus (southern house mosquito)
Lineage: Eukaryota; Metazoa; Arthropoda; Insecta; Diptera; Culicidae
Exons: 3
Coding region: 119-721 (200 amino acids)
Source: RefSeq, a predicted model, not a curated record